Messenger RNA from Nothobranchius furzeri (turquoise killifish), 4863 nucleotides. It is a transcript of the gene ano2a, whose product is annotated as anoctamin 2a. Gene Ontology annotation, cellular component: plasma membrane. Lineage: Eukaryota; Metazoa; Chordata; Actinopteri; Cyprinodontiformes; Nothobranchiidae. The record is from RefSeq and is a predicted model, not a curated record. Gene Ontology annotation, molecular function: intracellularly calcium-gated chloride channel activity; protein dimerization activity. Gene Ontology annotation, biological process: chloride transmembrane transport.
CGAAUGCAAAAAUAACAAAAGUUUUUGCAUGAGUCAUUAUUUUAGCUGCAACCUAUUCACAUUUAUACCCUCAACAGUAAAAACUGUGGAGAAUAUUUGAUGCUAUUCUACACUAAAAAAACUGAAUUAUUUUAUCUUAAUAAAUUUUUUAUUUCAAUCAAAGUGAGCAGGAAGUUUAUCUAUUGUGCAUCUGGGUGAUACCUGCCUGCAGAGGGAGGCUGAGGUUCAGUUUCCGAUCACCUGCAAGCUCUUCUGUUGCUUUAGACACACGCGCAGCUCGAUAAUUUACCCCCACAUCUUCCCUACCCUUGCUCCCGCAUGGAUCAGUCAGGGAAUUAGCCGCCCUGUUCGCGCGCAAUAAGCCAGUGGUUCAGAGAGCGCGCGGAUUGUCCACCAUCUCAGCCUCUCUGGCGAUGCAAUGUCCGAUCAUCAUUUAUUCACAUAAAGAAGUGUUUCUUCGCGGGCAUUGAGGGAUGAAACGGAAAAGAGCAUAUAUCCUUCAUAACAGCAAUGAGUGAGCCAUCCACUUUUCACUCAGUGAAGCUUGUUUCGUUGGCCCGAUCUCUGUCUGGGUUUGGACUUGAUCCUGCCAAUGGAGGGCCUGCAAACCCCCCAGAAGAUGAGGAGCCUCCACUGCCGGAGUCUGGUAUUGAUCUAGGACCUGGACUCUUUUUUGCUGAUGGCAAGAGGAAAGUGGAUUAUGUGCUUUGCUACAAAUACAAGAAAAGACGUUCAUCUAAGGGACGUCUCUCCAUCUCCUCCAACGGGACUGUGCCACUAAUUAUUCCAGUGCGAUCGGAAACUGAAGCAGAGUCUGGGGAGGCAGGCGCUGCAGCAGGAGAGCCAGAAGAGUCAAAGCUGACUGAGGAGGAAAAGGUUUUAAUGAGGGAGGAGUUCGAGGCUGGGCUGCUGGAGGCCGGGCUGCAGAUUGAGAGAGAUAAAGAGAGGGUGAAUGGUCUGGGGUUUAUUCGGCUGCACAUCCCAUGGUCCAUUCUCAGUCGUGAAGCCGAGCUGCAGAAGAUUAAAGUUGCGGUAAAGAAGAAAUGUGAGUUGCGGAAGCGGACCGGCAUUGCUGGAAAGUGGGAUUCUUUUGUUACCAAACUGAACAGACUAUUUCAGCCUGAUGUUCCUGACAUCGACGUCCACAGAGACUCGCAGUCACGGGUCCACUUCAAAACCCUCAAGCACCCCUUCAUCAGAGACAAGCUCCACCUAUACGAUAUCAAGUCAACAGCUACUCUGUUUGACAAUGCAACACGGAGCAGAAUAGUUGCAGAGAUAAUUUCACGCACUACCUGCACCCGCACUUGCCAAACCACAGGCAUUCACUCAUUACUGGCCCGAGGUGUUUAUGACUCUGCCUUCCCUCUGCAUGAUGGGUCGUUCACAAGAAGAGGACGGAGAGAUCAGCGAAAUGACAGACAGAUCCUCCAUGAGGAAUGGGCCAACUACGGAGUCAUGUUUAAAUAUCAGCCAGUGGAUCUGAUCAGGAAGUACUUUGGAGAGCAGAUUGGGUUGUAUUUUGCCUGGCUGGGUGUUUACACUCAGCUCCUCAUCCCUCCCUCUGUGCUGGGCAUCAUCGUCUUUCUGUACGGCAUAUUCACUGUUGACACCAACGUGCCAAGUCUGGAGACAUGUGAUGAGAACCUGAACAUCACAAUGUGUCCACUGUGUGAUGCUGUGUGUGACUACUGGAGGCUGAGUACGGUGUGUUCUCUGGCCCGAGCUUCUUACCUGUUCGACAACGGGGCUACUGUCUUCUUCGCUAUCUUCAUGUCGCUGUGGGCGGCUUGCUUCCUGGAACACUGGAAGAGGCGGCAGAUGUGUCUGAAGCAUACCUGGGACCUGACCAGUCUGGAGGAUGAGGAGGAUGAACUGAGGCCUGAAUAUGAAGAAGCUCUUCAGGAGAAAAAAGCUAAGCUGAGAGCACAGGCUAAGAAGAAGUUGACUCAAGCUGGAGAAGGUGUAGACGGAGAAACAGAUCAGAUGUUGGCCUCACAGCAAGAACCAGAGUCGCUGGACAUUGAGGACCACCUGUCAGGUUAUUUCAUCAAUGUGUCCGCCUUACUACUACUGAUUUUUGUGACCUUCUCAGCGGUGUUUGGGGUGGUUGUUUAUCGUAUCUGCAUGUUGAGCGUAUGGUCCAUGAACCCUGAUCCAGAAGCCAAAGCCAGUGUCAGGAUGACUGUCACCACCACAGGCAUCAUCCUCAACAUGCUGGUGGUUCUGGUGUUGGAGGAGGUUUAUGGAGCCAUCGCUGUGUGGCUGACUGAACUUGAACUCCCUAAGACAGAAGAAGAGUUUGGAGAAAGGUUAAUUUUUAAGUCGUUCUUCCUAAAAUCCAUGAACGCCUUUGCACCCAUUUUCUACGUUGCCUUCUUCAAGGGCAGGUUUGCUGGGCGACCUGGUGAUUAUGUUUACAUCUUUGAAGAUUACCGCAUGGAGGAGUGCGCUCCUCCGGGCUGCCUCAUUGAGCUCUGCAUACAGCUCAGCAUGAUCAUGCUUGGAAAGCAGCUCAUUCAAAACAACGUGUUUGAGAUUCUCAUACCAAAGCUGAAAAAGAUGUACAGAACAAUACAAGAGGAAAAAGGAAAGAAGCUAGCAGCGGAGGACGAGGAGAAUGAAAAGGAAGAGAAAAGACAAAAGCAACAGUUUGACAAAGAUUUCACCCUUGAACCGUUUGAGGGUGUCAGCCCGGAGUACAUGGAGAUGAUAAUCCAGUACGGAUUCGUGUCUUUGUUUGUGGCUUCCUUCCCGCUCGCUCCUGCUUUUGCGUUGCUAAACAACGUCAUCGAGAUUCGCCUCGAUGCUGCAAAGUUUGUCACCGAGAUCCGGCGACCCGAUGCUGUGAGGUGUAAAGAUAUAGGAAUUUGGUACAACAUUCUGUGUGGAAUCAGCAAGUUCUCUGUCAUUACCAAUGCGUUCGUCAUCUCCUUCACAUCAGAGUUUGUUCCACGGAUGGUUUACCAGUUCAUGUACAGUGUGAACGGCACCAUGAGCGGCUACACGGAGCACUCGCUGUCUUAUUUCAAUGUUAGCAACUUUCCUCCUGGCACAGCACCAACCACCACGCUCAUCACAGGUGUCAACAUGUGCAGAUAUAAAGACUACAGAGAUCCACCAUGGGAACCGGAUGCCUACACCUUCUCCAAACAGUACUGGUCUGUCCUUGCAGCUAGAUUGGCCUUUGUCAUUUUCUUCCAGAACUUGGCUAUGUUCCUCAGCAUGCUGGUUGCUUGGAUGAUCCCAGAUGUGCCGCGGUCACUGCGAGAUCAGCUGAAAAAAGAGAACAUGGCUUUGAUGGAGUUCCUGCUUAAUCAGGACCAAGAAGCACGUGCCAAAUCUCACUCUCCACAAUGCCCAACCCCUUGCUUCCCAGCCAGCAUAGAUGUUGUAGUGGAUGCUGCACCAGACGAGGAAGAAGAUGUGUGCCAAGUGGAAAAAGAUGAAGAAGAUGAAAGAGGUGAAGUGAGGGUUGAGCUCAGUCUGAUUGAACCCGGAGAGAAAUAUGACCAUAACCCAGAGGUUGGAAUGUCAGUAGAAGAUGUUGAAGAAGAAAACGAAGUAGAGCAAAAUGAUGCUAGUUUUGAAAGUGGUAAGGAAGACGGUGAAGAACAUGAAGAUGUGAGUAAAGAGGAAGAAAUGAAAGAAGAAGUAAAGGAGGAUGCUGCAAAGGCAGAUGAGUCUGAGAAUUUCACUGUAGAUUUGGACUCCUUGGUGCGUGACCUUGGCUUGUUGGAAGAAGAACCUUCGUCGAGCACGUCUGCAGACGUUGAAGUUCCUCGCUUAAACUCCAAAGACAAGAAACUUCCGUCAAAUCCUUCAUCACAAAGAGGCUCAUUGCAGAGUCUGAAGGGCUCCAGAGCUGAUCUUACAUCAUCAGCUGUUGAAAAUAGGAUGUUCGCUCUAAUAGCUCCUCCUCCCAGAGACUCUGACCCAAGGGUAAAGUCCCGCUGCUCCACCCUCCCUUCUCGAUACCGAGGGGCUGAGGCUUGCUACAGCCUGCCAAGGCCCAGCCUCUCCUCCAGCCUCACCAGGCUCCAGCAGCAGAGCGUGAUUUCUCCCUUCAUUCCUUUGGCCCCUUCCUCAACUAAAUCACCCAAAACAACUUCUCUCCCACACACGCCUGCUUCACUGUCAUUUUCACAGCCUCAAGUGGCUCGAAAGCCCCAUGCCUCAAGUGAACUAUUUGUGCUGAAAAGCACCCCGCCUCAGCCGCCACAUUCCAGGGUCAAAACCCGGUGCUCCACCCUGCCUCCACGACAGAGAGCGCCCGGCUCUGAGGAGCCACCUGCAAGGCCCAGUCAUUCUAGCAGCUGUGUGAAGCUCGGAGACCGCAACCCACCUCCGCCCAGUGAACUGAAGCGCAACGACACACCAGGAUGAGGCUGCAGAGGGAGGGGAGGACUACCCGCAUUAGCCUCUUGUGUUUGUGCCUAGGGCUACAUCCUUCUUGUUGUCCUCUACAUCUACAUCCGGUUUCAAACAAGAAUAUCCAGAUCAAAUGGACCACAGUUAACAAUAGUCAGUGGUUUACUAAAGAACAAUAAAAAAUGGACCAGGACAUCACUUUGUAUUUUAUUAUCUGUUUGGGACAUUAUUGUAUUUUAUUUUUAUUUAUUUUUUCAUGUGUGUUGGUUUGUUUUUCCCACUCAAUAGUGAAAUUCUUGGAUUUUCAGCAGUUUUUUUUAUGUUUUGUUGACACACCUGUAGCAUCGCUGCUGUGUAGAUCAGUGGCAUGAUGACAAUAUCCACAUUACAGCCUGGAUUCAACAGUUACGCUUUGUAGCUUUGCAGUUUCAUCCUAGAGGUUUUGAUAUAAUCACAAAUUGAAAAUCUAAUAAAAGAACAACUUUUUCUAAA